AUGGCAACUGCACGUCGGUUCCUCCCCUUGCUGCUGCUACCGCUGCUUUUUUUCUUCUUGUUCCAGGUCUCCCUCUCCUUUAUUCCCCCGAAAAUAAGCUCAAUGUCCCUGACCGUUGGCUCACAUAACUAUCAUAACCAAAGGCAGAGGAAGAAGGGAAUAAUUCAUAGGACUCCCCUGCCCAUUCGAGCGUCCCCCAAUUUUUUAAGCAGCAUAAUUACACCCCUGUCGAAUGAAAAAAUAAAAAAGUACUUUGUCUUCCGAUGUUUAUCUCGCAUAUGCGUAUCGUUAAGUAGCGCCUUCUCCCUAAACGCAAAAAUACAUUUGUAUAGGAAGAAUAGUGACAACCUGUUGCUGACCCAAGUGCUAGUAUACAAUGAGAUUCUCGUGAAGGUGUUGAAAAUUUGCUGGCUAUACAAGUUAAGGUCCUUUGUGGAUAGCAAUAUAAAAUUGUGUAGAAUUUUGUCGACUGUUUUUUAUGUUUUUGGCAUUUACUUGGACUUACUGUCUACUUUGGACUUUUCUAAAAAUUCCUUUUUUCUCCCUUGCACGUUUUUUGUCCUUUCUUCUACCCUUAAAAGUUUAAGCAUCAUGACUUAUGCGUCCAUCCGGUCUGCCACUUACCUUCGCCUCUGUGAAAUGCUGAACAAGCAGAACGAUAAUAUCCCCUGCGGACAUGAUAACAGUGAACGAACAAACAGGGUGGAAUCAACCAAUGAUCACUUAGUUACUGAGGAGCAGAAUCGGGAACGUUCAGAUGGAGUAAAGUCGAAGGGGGAAGAUACACAUGUUCCUGUUCUUGGUGCACAGCAGGUAGACACCCCUAGGGUGACUUUGCCAAAUGGGACCCCCCACAGUGAACGCAACAACUAUUGCAUCAGUCCCUAUAAUAACCCUGUCAAUAGCGUGAAGAAAACCUACUUCAUUGGCGAAGUCAGCGUCCUCACGGAUUUAUUGUCCUCCCUCGUGGACCUCCUCACCGUUGUGCUUCUCUCACGGACGACCGAUUAUAUUAAGAAGAAAAUUUAUUUUUACUUCCUCCUGUCUUCUCUGCAUUUGUUCUUUUCCUACAAGGAGUUGCAGUGCUUGUUGGAGUAG
Messenger RNA from Plasmodium coatneyi, 1098 nucleotides. RefSeq lists its product as uncharacterized. The transcript is spliced from 2 exons. Bases 1 to 1098 code for a protein of 365 amino acids. Lineage: Eukaryota; Apicomplexa; Aconoidasida; Haemosporida; Plasmodiidae. The record is from RefSeq and is a predicted model, not a curated record.